AUGUACAUAAUAGACGGCCAAUUUCCAGUCCUGUUUCUCUCUUGCUCACAUUGCACACGUGAGCAUUCCGACGCUUAUGCGAUGGCAUCAGUGCAGCCUGCUCCGUUGGAGCAAGUCCUUCACCAACUCGUCAAUAACCUGGCCGAACUGACCAGAAUCCUGUCUGGUCAGGAAAGGUCUGAACACGCACAGAACAAGCAACUGGUCUCACAGAAUUCUCCAGAAACUAAGAGCGAUGUGGAAAUGUCUACACAAUUGCCACUCGAGGUGGAAACAAUUUUGUGUGCAACGCCAGUCGCCGGCUCUGGCCUAACAGAAGCAGUCGUUCCAGUAGAAGGCUCAACAGACGCAACACGAGGUUUCCAUGAGAGUACUACAGCAUCUGAACCGCCGCUAGAGAUCGCGCCACUGCAAUGUGGAGCGCCAGCUACCAAUCCUGAUAUCUCGACAGAGGCUGUUCCAGCGAAUGUCUCAACUGACACACCGCCAGACACUUCUGAGAAUACCGCAACGCCUGCGCCACCACAGCUCGAUGAUUCUAACCCCCCCGAAGAUGUCGUUACAGUAACGGGCGCCCCAUCAGAAGUCUCUGGGAGUCCUGUAGUGUCUGAGCUACCACAGCCCGAUGCUAUAGUUCGCUUACCAAGAGAUCUGGAUGAGUGGUUCGUCAGCCCUCUUCCUACCGGCAUUCGCAUGAAGAUAUUUCAAGCUGCCGGUACUUCAUUUCUCAUGAGUCAUCCUUUGUUUGGUUUCAUGACUAUGAAACUGAACUUGGAGAAAGCUGGUGCUUCGACAUCGAUUCUCGAGGAAUUCACGGAAGAUCCCCUACACAUAGGCCUCUGGGAACAGUAUGUUGAAAUCGCAUAUACACAAUACACGUACUACGUCAGAACCAAGUUCCAGUUGGUCGAACUUCCAGCCCUGGAAGGAAAAGAUGCGCGUGCGCUCUAUAUAUGCGUUAGAUCAAGGAUCCGUAGCCUUUGUCAGUCAAACUUCAAAACCAUCCGUCAUGGAACGCGCGAGCUUUUCAUCCCGGAUGAUCGGGUCGAGACACCAUUGGGUAAAGUUUGGUACGUUGAGAUUGCUCGACAAGUUGGGCCUGGUUCGUUGACGGCCAUGUUAGCGGCGAGCGUUCUUGGAGGAGCAGGAGGUUCUGGGAUAGAUCUACUCUUUUCCAUCUUCAGACGGAUCAACUCGGUCCCACUGGCAAAGUAUUCGACAUUGAGACAGACGCGGACCACGGUCAACGGGAAGUGGAGAGACAUUAUGUCGGAUGAACGGAGAUCUACGGUUCUUGAAAGGAGAUCAACCGUGGUGACUACUCUGGACGAGAUUUCGACAGGUUCAAAGCACUUCCUCGAAGCAGUGUCCUCUGCUACUCAAAUCAUACGUGACGACGAAUUGAAUGGCGUGCAAGAAAGCUGGAAAUACGUCGCCGAGUCCAUCAGUGCGUCAACUAAAAGGCUUCAGGGUCGUGUCAAUCAGCAAAUAGAAGACCUCAAGGUGCAUCAAGAAAGCAUGUUUAACGCAACAUCUUUGCGGGAGACCAACAACGGCAUGGCGUUGAACAGAUCUGUUUACGUGCUUACUGCCUUUACGAUUUUGUACACCCCCAUUGGGUUCAUGGCGACGUUUUGGGCGCUUCCAUUUCUGAACAGUCCCUCCGAUGGUGGAAAGCCAAAGGUACCCGACGGAUUCCAGGAAAGCUUUAUCACAGUACCCAUUCUCACAUACUUCAUUGCCUUUGUUUCCUGUCUCUACCUCGGCUCUUCACGGUUUCGCAAAAUUUCAACCCAAAUUGUCCUAGGGUAUCGGGCGUACCUGUUUGAUCUCUUUGGCCCUGUCAAGUACAUCUGGGAUGUUCUCUUAAAGUUCACCGAACCCUUCCGAGUUGCAAUCCGAGAAAUCCAUCGGCAAAGGGCGACGGUUAGCUUCAGCCCAACUCGAGCUCGAACAUGGACUCAAGGUAUCACAGGAGCGAGUGGGGACACGAACCAGACGCAGCCACGAACCGAAUGGGUCUGA
This is a messenger RNA of Colletotrichum tamarilloi, 2025 nucleotides long. RefSeq lists its product as uncharacterized. The record is from RefSeq and is a predicted model, not a curated record. NCBI's taxonomy places the organism in Eukaryota, Fungi, Ascomycota, Sordariomycetes, Glomerellales, Glomerellaceae. Bases 1 to 2025 code for a protein of 674 amino acids. The transcript is spliced from 6 exons.